AUGUCGUCCUCUUCGUCUUCGCUUCAGGGACCAAACCCCCUGCGUCCCUAUUAUUUCCCUCCGUCCAUGGGCUUGGACGCGGCCAACGCCUCGUCCUCCCCUCCUGAUGCGUCAUCGGCCCAGGUCUUCGGAGGGUCGGCGCGCGACUUACUGCCAGACCUGGACUACUCGGACUACCUUGACAAUUCUCCCUCCGUAUCGAGCUGGGUUCGGGAGGCGCUGGAUCGCGCCAUCUGGCGCUACAUGAGCGUGCUCUUCGCGCAGCCGUUCGACGUCGCCAAAACCAUUCUCCAGACCUACACCAUGUCGGAAGCUGCUGGUGGAAGAGUGAUGGAUGACCGUCGGAGGUCAGCUGCUGGAAUUCAAUCGGACUCGUAUGAUGACGAGGAAGAGGAUGAGGCGUUAUCUUCCGACGACGAGAGCAAUUACUUCACAUCUGCUGCUCCUGCAGUACCAUCCCCAUCCACACCACGUUCGAAAAAGCCCCGUCGUCAUAUCACGGAUCGGAGCGGCUACAUACGUUCGUCUUCGUCGCGCCAUGCCUUGACCAUCAAGAACCCGUCAUCACUCAUGGAGGUCAUCUCCCAGCUAUGGACUACCAGUGGGCCGACGUCGCCGUGGAAGGCGAGCAACGCCACCUUCAUUUACUCUCUACUCCAGCCUACAUUGAAUACCUUUAUUCGCAGUCUUCUCUUCGCCAUACAUCCGCCAGAAGAGCGCAAGCCGUCUACACUCUUCGACAUCUGCAACUCCAGCAUCCGAGACGGCCGAAAUCGAAACCAUCGUCCCUACGCCGCAGACCUACCGCGGCAUCAUCGGCACGAUGUGGAGCAUCGUAUACGAAGAGGGUGA
Aspergillus terreus NIH2624 is the source of this 852-nucleotide messenger RNA. Its product is annotated as mitofusin complex protein UGO1. NCBI's taxonomy places the organism in Eukaryota, Fungi, Ascomycota, Eurotiomycetes, Eurotiales, Aspergillaceae. The record is from RefSeq and is a predicted model, not a curated record. The transcript is spliced from 3 exons. The coding region runs from base 1 to 852 and encodes 283 amino acids.